AUGAGACUUCUCAAGUUUUUGCUGCGUUAUUUUCCGCCAGGAAUAGCUUUGGAAUACAUACAAAGUGGAGAAGUUAAAACUAAAAUGAUUGAUUUGCUUGAUCUUGAUGCGAAGACAGACAUAAAAGCUUUGGCGUUGACUAUAAAAAAUAACGAGCCGAUAAUAACUGACAGUGUGAUGGAACAAUUAGAGGAGACGUUGUUGAAACUGCAGUCUAAAGUAUGCGAUGACAGUAUAAAACAUUAUUACAAGUACAAGACACUCAAGACACAUUUGUUGCCGCUGACUAACAUUGCGUUUGAUAAAUUAGGUAAAAGAUGCCUGACGGGCAGCUAUGACCGAACUUGUAAAGUUUGGGACAUUGACAGUGGAAAGGAGCUUCUUACUCUCGAAGGCCAUAAGAAUGUAGUCUAUGCCGUGUCCUUCAACAACCCGACUUCCGAUAAAAUACUGACCGGAUCUUUUGAUAAAACUGCGAACCUCUGGUGCUCACGCACCGGUCACUGUUAUCACCAGUUUUGGGGUCAUGACGCUGAAGUUGUUGCCGUUGAGUUUUCUCCAAGUCAAUUGAGAAUAGCCACUGGCUCAAUGGACACUACUUCGAAAAUUUUUCAAAUUGAUACCGGGCAAGAAGUCGGAACAUUGAAGGGCCAUUACGGUGAAAUAAUUUCGCUUCAUUACAAUAACGAUGGAAAUCAAAUAAUAACUGGUUCAUUUGAUAAUACCAUAAAUAUCUGGGACACUAGAAUUUUAAAAAAAAUCACAAGUUUAGUUGGACACUCUGGAAAAAUAUCAAACUGCCUCUACAGUUUUGACUGCACACUAAUAGCGUCAUCCUCGUUGGACAACACGGCCAAGAUCUGGGACGUCCGAAUGUGCGAAUGUCUCGGUACUCUGUCCGGUCACGAGGACGAGGUUCUAGAUUUAGCGUUAAAUAACCAGGCCAGUAAAUUAGCGACAGCGAGUAGCGAUGCGACAGCGAGUCUUUGGGACAUCACCGGAGAUUUUAAAAAAGUGUUUACCCUUGAAGGCCAUCGUGAAGAAGUUUCUAAAGUUUGCUUUAGUCCAAAUGGCAGCAGUAUAUUGACUUCAUCACUAGACAAAACAGCCAGAUUAUGGUCAACAGAUACUGGCCGGUGUAUACAAAGUUUAGUUGGACAUACAGAUGAUGUCUUCAGCUGUGCAUUCUCGUAUAAUGGUGACACGAUAGUUACUGCUAGUAAAGAUAACACAUGCACCAUAUGGAGAUGA
Molecule: messenger RNA, 1251 nt
Organism: Microplitis demolitor
Lineage: Eukaryota; Metazoa; Arthropoda; Insecta; Hymenoptera; Braconidae
Product: dynein assembly factor with WDR repeat domains 1
Exons: 8
Coding region: 1-1251 (416 amino acids)
Molecular function (GO): protein binding
Source: RefSeq, a predicted model, not a curated record